AUGACUUUGCUCUGGUCUCUCAACGACAUCAUUUCCUUCCAGCCCUUCUCCGCGGCAAUCGCGACAAAAGCCCUCGACCGGGAGGACGCCGUUCAUCCACUGGUGAACCCAGGUGUUUCGUGGGCAUGGUCUUGCUCCAUCCCUGACACGUUGACAUUGUUCGUCUCGAAAGCAAACACCCAAGUGCAUGCAUUCGGACUCGCCAGUGAAGUAGUAUUUGUGGCACAUCCUUUAUUCUGA
Molecule: messenger RNA, 240 nt
Organism: Colletotrichum paranaense
Lineage: Eukaryota; Fungi; Ascomycota; Sordariomycetes; Glomerellales; Glomerellaceae
Exons: 1
Coding region: 1-240 (79 amino acids)
Source: RefSeq, a predicted model, not a curated record